AUGGCACCCAACUCCUCCAUGUCCCAAGCACAUGCACCUUUUCUGAGAACAGAUAUCGUCUCGACGCCCAAUUCAUGCCACGGAGGGGGACAACUGCAUAUUCCAUAUGAUCUCCCCUUCAGAUCUCCCCUUCAGAUCUCCCCUUCGGAUCUCCCCUUCAGAUCUCCCCUUCAGAUCUCCCCUUCAAAUCUCCCCUUCGGAUCUCCCCUUCAGAUCUCCCCUUCAGAUCUCCCCUUCGGAUCUCCCCUUCGGAUCUCCCCUUCAGAUCUCCCCUUCAGAUCUCCCCUUCGGCUCUCCCCUUCGGAUCUCCCCUUCGGAUCUCCCCUUCGGAUCUCCCCUUCGAAUCUCCCCUUCGAAUCUCCCCUCCAGAUCUCCCCUUCAGAUCUCCCCUUCAGAUCUCCCCUUCAGAUCUCCCCUUCAGAUCUCCCCUUCAGAUCUCCCCUUCAGAUCUCCCCUUCGGAUCUCCCCUUCGGAUCUCCCCUUCAGAUCCCCCCUUAA
Closterium sp. Naga37s-1 is the source of this 498-nucleotide messenger RNA. NCBI's taxonomy places the organism in Eukaryota, Viridiplantae, Streptophyta, Zygnematophyceae, Desmidiales, Closteriaceae. The record is from the annotation of a GenBank genome assembly.